Molecule: messenger RNA, 984 nt
Organism: Fusarium tjaetaba
Lineage: Eukaryota; Fungi; Ascomycota; Sordariomycetes; Hypocreales; Nectriaceae
Exons: 2
Coding region: 1-984 (327 amino acids)
Source: RefSeq, a predicted model, not a curated record
AUGUCAGAACAAGAGUUUGAGAUCUUUGCGGAAAGAGAUGAGUCACCCCAGAGGUGGAUGCGCUUGGAUUUGCAGAAGUCGCAUUAUUUUGUCCUCGUUCAGACCCGACUCCAUUUUAUUAGAGCCUAUAUCGUGAUUGAGGCUAACAAAUACGGGUCAAUUAGAGAUUGCAAAGACUGGCCAAUUAGCGAUUUCCUCGCUGAUGACAAGCAUCUCUUCCUUGUCUUCGUUAGGAAGGACCUUAGAGAUAUCGCGGCUGUAGAGUUUAUCAGACACACUAUCCAGUGCACCAGCUUCCCCCCUUGGGAAGAUGCCGGUAGCGAUUUGAAGUCCAACAUCAUCGAAGCGACGCCUAAACAGGCAGAAGAGAUCGCGAGCCAUCCCGAUAUUGUACGAAUAACGCCAAUCGAAGAAACAGUCUUAGAAGACGACACAGACUGCGAGAAAGUACCUGAGGAUGAUUCAAACAAAACGAUUUACGCCGUUCGUCCAACAAAUCGCAGAGACAGAGAUCAGUGCCUAGCCAUCCAUGCUUCACUAAAAGACAUCUUCCAAGAUGAAUUGCAACCCCAGGAACUUGGACCUUAUGGAGUCAGCCACUGGAAAAUCAAUACAACAAGUGACCAGGUGCCGCUUGCGGCAAAGAUCGAGGGCGUCAAGUAUGUAAUGCCUCUGGAACAGUAUGUUCUCAGAAAGUCAGAAACAUCUGUAUCGAGGAAGCGAAGGAUCAUAAAGCCAAUGCAAACCGACAAUCAAGAGCAGUGUAAAGCCACAGACGCUGCUCUUAGGAACGUCUUUGGGGGCAACUUGGUCCGUAAAUUACUGCACGAUGGCGGGAUCUGUCACUGGACGGCAAUGCUGUCUUCGCAAGAAGCUAGACGGGCUACAGCCGUUGAGGGAGUGUCUUCAGUUCGCACAGCCAUGUUAGGGAGGAUAAGUCUUGGUCCUGGGCCACAUCCGUCGAACGUAUGUAACCACAAGUGA